AUGUCCACCUCACCCCAAGACCAGGCCGGCCAGGGCUCUUCUGGAAGCAGCUCUUCGCAGAGCAAUACGCCAGCCCCUUCUACCGGUACUAGCGGCACUUCUCAGUCAUCUUCAUCACAGCAAGCUACUCCUGCUCAAGAUGAUAACCUCAUCUGCAGGUGGAAUGCUUGUAACCAAAAGUUCCAGACCGCAGAGGCUCUCUAUGACCACCUCUGUGAGCGCCAUGUUGGUCGUAAGAGCACCAACAACCUGAACUUGACCUGCCAGUGGAACCAAUGCAGGACAACGACGGUUAAGAGAGAUCACAUCACAUCUCACAUCCGUGUUCAUGUGCCGCUGAAGCCUCACAAGUGUGAGUUCUGCGGCAAGUCUUUCAAGAGACCGCAGGAUCUCAAGAAGCACGUCAAGACACAUGCCGAUGACUCUACGCUUGUAAGGUCACCUCCGGACCAGUCCAAUGGUCUCAAUGUAUACAGAAAUCAAGGAAGUAAGGCUCCCUCCAGCUACUACGACCACAAUGGCCAGAUGAGGGGAAAUCCGGCCGCUUUCCACCACCAGCCCACCCACCCCAGCUACUACGGCGCCCCCCAACCAUCCACCAACUACGGACUGUAUUUUAACCAGCAGCCCAUGAGCGGUCCCCGCCACGACUAUCUCGGCCACAACGCCGCCGGUGGCUUCGACAACCGCAAGCGCCAGAUGGAGAUGGUCGACAACUUCCUCGGAAGCGCCAAGAGACGCCAGGUAGAGCCCAACUCGUAUGCCCAGAUCAACCAGUCGCUCUUGCCGCUCCACGGGAUGCUCUCCGUGUCUAACGGACCUCUGGCGCCUACGGGUGACUACAUGCCUGGACCGGGACCCGGCAUGCAGGGGCCUGUUGGCGGUGGUGGCGGCGGCGGUCCCGCACCCUCGGGUCCUGGGCCGUUGACGCAGAACUACUAUCUCCCGCCUAUGCCUAAUGCCCGCACACAGAAGGACCUCAUCCAACUUGACCAAAUCCUGGAGCAGAUGCAGACGACGGUGUACGAGCACGCCAACCAGGCCACACACGGAAUCCACGUCGUCGGCAACAACACCGUCGACCUGCGCAACAGCCCCUCCCCCCCCAUGACGCACCAGCGUGGUGGCCAAGCAGCAGCGGCAGGCACCGCCGCCGAGGGUUACAACACCGUCGUCCCCAUCUCAACAGCACACAUGGCCUCCCCUAUCACGGCCGUCUCCUCCACGGGCACCCCCGCCGUCACGCCCCCCUCUAGCGCACUAUCCUACACCUCAAGCCAAUCCCCCAGUCCAUCCACCUCGAGCAUGUCCCCCCGCUCCUCCGUCACAUACCCCAGCCUACCGGCCCUCAGCUCCGCCUUCCCGGGGCAAUCCACAACGGCGACGCUGGGCCCCACUUUCGACAUGGACGAGCGCCGCUACCACUCGGGCGGUCUCCUCCAGCGAGCCAACCACCCACCCUUGCGUUCCGUCCCCGAGAUCCUCCGCGGACCCCCGCCCCCUCUCCCCCUGCCGCCUAAGUCGGCCCCGUCGCCCACCUCGCCGGGUCUCCGUGCUACUGAUGCUCGCUCGCCCUCUGCCGAGUCCGAUAACAGCGAGACGCGCGAGCGGGAGCUGAACUAUGACAGAUGGCUGGAGAAUAUGCGCACUAUUGAGGAGAUUCGCAAGUGGAUUGGCGCGAGGCUUAAGAAUGGGGAUUAUGAGCGGGAGUCGCCCAAGUCGCCUUCGCCUAUGGACGUUGACGGGCAUGAUUCGAGGCCGAAGUUUAAGGCUGAGCCGGGUCUUUACCCUUCGCUUCGGAUGCCUGGAAACUGA
Molecule: messenger RNA, 1815 nt
Organism: Scedosporium apiospermum
Lineage: Eukaryota; Fungi; Ascomycota; Sordariomycetes; Microascales; Microascaceae
Product: pH-response transcription factor pacC/RIM101
Exons: 4
Coding region: 1-1815 (604 amino acids)
Biological process (GO): positive regulation of transcription by RNA polymerase II
Cellular component (GO): nucleus
Source: RefSeq, a predicted model, not a curated record